AGAACAGAAAAGAUGUUCAGAAAAAUGUGGGCACUCUUGGUUCUCAUAGGUGCUGCAUCUGUUUCUGCUCACCUGCAGGAUCUUUCCUUUGAUAGACAGAAGGUGUUUCGUGUGAUUCCGCAGAAUGAUGAGCAGGUGGAAACCCUCAAUUUCCUUGCCAGCAUCAUGGAGGUUGACUUUUGGAAGCCAGACUCUGUGACACUGAUAAGGCCAAAAAUGCAAGUUGAUUUCCGAGUUGAAGCUGAGAAGUCUUUUGAUGUUGAAGAUCUUCUGAAGGAAAGUGGAAUGGAGUAUAAAGUUCUGAUUGACAACCUGCAAGCUGCAAUGGAUGCCCAGUUUGACAGCAAAGUUCGUGCCACCAGCCACAGCUAUGAAAAGUACAACAACUGGGACACGAUAGCUGCUUGGACUGCUGAUAUUGCUGCUCAGAACCCAGACCUUGUCUCUCGUAGUGUAAUUGGGGAAACAUAUGAAGGACGGUCGAUAUACCUUCUCAAAGUCGGAAAAAACAAUCCAAAUAAGAAGGCAAUCUUUAUAGAUUGUGGUUUCCAUGCAAGAGAGUGGAUCAGCCCUGCUUUCUGCCAGUGGUUUGUGAAAGAGGCUGUGGACACCUACGGAAAAGAUACUGCCAUGACCACCCUUCUCGACAAGCUGGACUUCUAUGUUCUGCCUGUUAUUAACAUUGAUGGUUACGUUUACACUUGGACAAAUGACCGCAUGUGGAGAAAGACACGCUCUAAAAAUGCUGGGACCACUUGCUAUGGGACUGAUCCCAACAGGAAUUUUGAUGCUGGCUGGUGCACUCUUGGGGCCUCAAAAUCCCCCUGUGCUUCCACUUACUGUGGCUCUGCACCUGAGUCUGAAAAGGAGACCAAGGCUUUGGCUGAUUUUAUUCGUGAACACCUUUCUACAAUCAAGGCCUACUUGACAAUUCACUCCUAUUCCCAGCUGCUCCUGUUCCCUUACUCAUACACUUACGAUUUGCCAUCGAAUUACCAGGAACUGAAUUCCAUAGCUAGUGCUGCUUCCAAAAAGCUGGCCAGUUUGUACAACACUAAAUAUACAUAUGGUCCAGGAGCAACAACAAUCUACCCUGCUGCAGGGGGCUCUGAUGACUGGGCUUACAACCAAGGCAUCAAGUACUCCUUCACUUUCGAGCUCCGGGACACCGGGAGGUACGGUUUCCUUCUCCCUGAAUCUCAGAUAAAGCCAACCUGUGAAGAGACUUUACUUGCUGUGAAAUAUAUUGCCAACUAUGUCCUUGAGCACUUGUAUUAGAAUACAAGCACUUGUAUCAGAAUAACUUGUAUUAGAAUGGAGUUCUAAAAACUAUUAAACAAGGCUUUAUCCAAA
Messenger RNA from Sturnus vulgaris (Common starling), 1353 nucleotides. Its product is annotated as carboxypeptidase B-like. NCBI's taxonomy places the organism in Eukaryota, Metazoa, Chordata, Aves, Passeriformes, Sturnidae. Gene Ontology annotation, biological process: proteolysis. Gene Ontology annotation, molecular function: zinc ion binding; metallocarboxypeptidase activity. The record is from RefSeq and is a predicted model, not a curated record.